UGACCCAGAGAAGGGACCCGGGUGUCCUGCAUUGCAGGCAGACACUUUACCAUAUGAGCCACCAGGGGAGAGGAAAAUACCAAUACCCACUUAGGCCGACUCACCCAUGUUCUCACCUUCUGGGUCAGAGCUUUGCAAGAGUCCGGCGCGUUGUCUCCAUGCAGAAGUAUAACCUUUCAGAGCAGGAGCAAGCUAGGCUAAUCUUCCAGGUGUACGUGAAGGACCCUCUGGCUUGCCCUUCACACUUGCCUGGUUGGGUAUUUAUGUCCAGGACCCAGGAACCACUGAAACAGCAUAGGAUUCAAGCAAACCAAAACACAAAUCCUUACAUAGUCCUGAGAGGCCAAUGAGAUAAAAUGAUGGAUCAAAGGAUUAUUUUUGCUAAAUAAAGCAUUUUAGGUUUUGCAUCUCACUGGACUCAGUUCUCAACAGGAUGUUGCUCUCAUGGCCUGGAAUUUGGAACUUCCACCACAGUCAUAUAAUCAGUCACCUCCGAUUCAUUUAGUUGAAACAACCCUUGAUGAAGCCCUGCUGCACUUAUAAUUUAAACCUUAGAAAUGGGAGAGGGAUGGAUAAUGUGAAGGAUUCUUUUUUCCCCCUCUAAAAUUAGCUUAGUGUACUAAUUCAGAAAGUAGUUGGCUGCAUCUGAUUGCAUGCCUUGGUAAUCGGAGCCAUCUGCCUCUCUGUUAAGGAGUUCACCUCUUUAAUCCAGCUUAGAGCCCACAAACCACUCCUCGCUAUCAUUAUGCCCUUGAAUAGAUGAGGCUGCGCAGAGUCCUUUGCUUUUCAACGUGUUGCUAUCACUGAAAAUACUUGGAGAUUUUGUGAUUUGUUUGUUGUUUUCUUUUGAGUUUUCUCGGAGUGCUUGGUUUUCUUUCUCUGAGGGCAGACACAAUGGCUUUCCUUAUGAAAACUAUGAUAAGUAACCAGGUGAAGAAUUUAGGACUCGGUGGCGGGUCUGAAGAAAAAAAAGAAGAAGGAGGAGCAUCUGACCCCGCAGCUGCUCAAGGCAUGAGUCGAGAGGAGUAUGAGGAGUACCAGAAGCAGAUAAUCGAGGAAAAGAUGGAAAGAGACGCUGCAUUUACACAGAAAAAGGCCGAGAGGGCGUGCCUCAGAGUUCACCUCAGAGAAAAGUACAGACUCCCAAAGAGUGAGAUGGAUGAGAACCAAAUCCAGAUGGCUGGAGACGACGUGGAUUUGCCCGAAGACCUCCGGAAGAUGGUAGAUGAAGAUCAAGAAGAGGAGGAAGACAAGGAUUCUAUCCUCGGGCAGCUACAGAACCUUCAGAACAUGGACUUGGACGCCAUCAAAGAGAAAGCCCAGGCCACCUUCUCGGAGAUCAAGCAGACGGCGGAGCAGAAGUGCGCCGUGAUGUGA
Cervus elaphus (red deer) is the source of this 1377-nucleotide messenger RNA. It is a transcript of the gene CPLX4, whose product is annotated as complexin 4. The record is from RefSeq and is a predicted model, not a curated record. Bases 895 to 1377 code for a protein of 160 amino acids. Gene Ontology annotation, cellular component: terminal bouton; SNARE complex. NCBI's taxonomy places the organism in Eukaryota, Metazoa, Chordata, Mammalia, Artiodactyla, Cervidae. Gene Ontology annotation, biological process: regulation of neurotransmitter secretion; neurotransmitter transport; synaptic vesicle exocytosis. The transcript is spliced from 3 exons. Gene Ontology annotation, molecular function: syntaxin binding.